GGAAAUGGGCGAGCACAACCUCCUUAAUCCCGGCUUUGUGGGACCUCUGGUGAACAUCCACACGGGAGACACCUUCUACUUCCCAAAUUUCCGAACCUCCGGAGGGCAGCUGCCGGGACUGCCGUCCUUAUCGUACCCCCGACGGGACAACGUCUGCUCCUUACCCUGGGCGUCCUCGGAGCCCUGCAACGGGUACCCGCAGCCCUACCUGGGCAGCCCCGUCUCCAUUAACCCUUCGUUCGGCAGAGCUUGCGAUCUCGCCCGGGUGGAAGAAAGCAAAUGCUACUACCGGGAGAGCUGCUCCGACACGGCCGGGCUCAAGCGGGAGGAGAGGGGCAGGGACAGUGCCUUGCUGCCCCUCGAAUCCGGCCUCCCCAAUGGCAUGGGGGGCAAUUUCAGCAAAUACGACUAUCCCGGAGCCGAGGCGGUGCCCCACGACCCUCCGUCGUGUCAAUCCUUGGAGUCAGACUCCAGCUCGUCUUUGCUCAAUGAAGGGAAUAAAGGCACAGCGGGCGAAGCGGGGGGUUUGGUGUCCCCCCUCAACCAAGGCAGCACUUUAGGCACCGGUGGUGCUCCUUGGUACCCGAUGCACACACGGUCCCGGAAAAAACGCAAACCCUAUUCCAAGCUGCAGCUGGCGGAGCUGGAGGGGGAGUUCAUGGUCAAUGAAUUCAUUACUCGCCAAAGAAGGAGGGAGCUCUCAGACCGAUUAAACCUGAGCGACCAGCAGGUGAAGAUCUGGUUCCAGAACCGACGCAUGAAAAAGAAAAGACUCCUCCUGAGGGAGCAAGCCCUGUCUUUCUUUUAAAGUUUUAAAAGCGUCCGUAUCGGGUAAUAAUAAUAAUAAUAAUAAUAAUGAUCCAUAGACUAUCUAGCGUUCACCCGAGCUCUCGGGAUUUUACCUGACCGCUCCUCACCCCCCCACACACACCCCUCCCCACUCAGAAAUCAAUGAAUAAAAAGGUCCUGUUCGCAAAUUAUCGGUUUCCCCUCAAACACGGAGCCCGACCGAAGCACGAGGACGCGCACCUCCUCCUCCUCCUCCUCCUCCUCCUCUUCCUCCGCGGGGACUGAGCGGCUGCGGAUGGGAAGAGGCGGCCCCGACGGCUGCGGCCCCCGGCGAUGCUCGGGGAGGUGUGCGGGGAGAGUUCGGCCCUCCGCCAGCAGCGCAGGUAGGGGGGGUCCUGUGUGUGUGUGAGGGGGGGGUGGGAGGGGGGUGGGUAGAGGGCGAUGAGACCGCGGGGAGGGUGGAAAUCCGCCCCGAUUUGGGGGUUAUUGGGUGGGAGAAGAGCAACAAUUAAUAAAUGAAUAAAUUCAUUCAAAUGGAAAAUGAGACAACAAAUAGCGAGCUGGUGGGGGAGGGGGGCGUCUUAAAGCACGGGACCCCCCACCUGCUUGGGAGAUGGGGUUUUUUCUCGGCAUACGGUGUUCCCCAGAUGCGGGUUUUGCUGUUUUUGCCAAUGUGAGGAGGUUUUACGGGAGGGUGGGGGGGUGUCAGUGUCUGUAGGAAGAGGAAGGAGACAAAGCCCGUGCGUAUCUCCGGUGUAUAUGGCAUAAUCUCUACGUGAGGUGUACGCGUCCCACUGCAUCCCUGCGGGGGGGGAGGUGGGGGCUGUGCUGUCCGUGCUUCGGUGCGGCUGACAGUGCUGUCCCCAACUCCGCUGUCGCAAGGAGAAGGAAAAGGCUCCCACGCCGCCUUAGGAAACCCCGCGGGGAAAAUCCCAAUUCCCCUUUUGGAGACUUUUGCUGUCUCAAUUCGCAGCCAAAAGUGUGUUAUCAUCCGCCAUAGCCCCGAAUCUCAUCGCGCUCCCCACUCCCCCGCCCCUCCCAAAGGACCUUGCUUUGCAGCAGCUCUGCUGAUGGAGAGUGUCUGUGCUUCUUUGAUGACGGUGUAGCAAAAGAGGUAGGAAAAGCCCCCUUUUUUGCCCCCUCCGGUGCCAGCAGCACGCUGGGCUCGAGCAGGCCGCAUCUCCCCCCACCUCGGGGUGGCCUCGAACAGCUUAGAAGGGAGGAGGGGGGAAAUAGGAAUAAAUAAGAGUGAUUGUGUUUUCUUUUGAGGGGCAAUAUCCCAUUCAGAUACAUCCCAGCCGCCCCUCAAGAAUAACCCCAGGUUAAGAAACCUCACGUUUCCAUCAGCAGACGACGGUUCUCUACCUAAAAAGCCGUGUCUGCUGCGGGCAGAGGGUAGAAGAAGAGGUUCCGUUGUGUGGGGGUGUGGGACUGAUUCCCCUAAAACCCCGUCUGCCCUUUUUGAAUGGGAGGUCUGAUGGGAUGCGAUGUGUUUUCUCCGUAUGUGAGCUCUGCUUUCCUGUCCAAACGAACCCACCAUGUUUUGCUCUUCUCCAUCAGGUGUGUGCAGAAGGAGCUUCGGGACGCUCGGGGAGGGUAGGACCGGGAGGGCAGUGGAUUUGGAGCCGAGAGGAGUUUGGUCUGGGACAGUUUGGUUCUAUAGAGAGAGAGAGAGAGAAAAGAAAAUGGGAUUUUUCUAAUUAAGGCUGAAGAGGGAGAAGGGCCGCGGUGCUGCAUCGCUGCUCUCCGCUCCGCGCUUUGCUCCGUUCGUUUUAUACCGGGAUCGGGGGGGGUGCUGGGGAGGGGGGGGGGGGUAUUAAUUUUAUGGCAAAGCAGCGUUUUCUGGGAAGCCUGGACGCUCACCACGUGCUCCCUCUUCCCCGCGUUCAUGGUCAUGACCAGCAGCGGCGAGGAAUGCUUUUAUUUACGAGCUGCAAAGGAUGGAGCCGACUCCUUCCAAAUCCCUCCCCGGGCUGAGAGGGGCCUUUCCCUUCAGCUGCGUUUCCCUUCCAGCCUUCCUCCACCCGCACCCCUUUCCUGGACGCUUCCAUUUACCCCUCCCUCCCCCUUUUAUUAUUAUUAUUAUUAUUAUUUAAUGUUUAUGAUAAUCUUAUUUUUUUUUUCAAACCGGGAAAAUGUCAUCGUUUCUUCCCUUCGUUCGUGUUUUUCCCCGCGGUCCCUUCCCCCAACACCAGGAUCCCCCCCCCCCCCCCUGCCCCCCACCUUCUGUACAAAGGAGGGCAUCGCUUCUCGCAGUGCAAUAAACUCGGGCUGUGUUUUCCGUGGGUAUUUCUGUACACGCGUGCAAUGAGAGGAGGAGGGCGGUGGGGGAGAGCUCAGUGCU
Messenger RNA from Gallus gallus (chicken), 3133 nucleotides. It is a transcript of the gene HOXC12, whose product is annotated as homeobox C12. Gene Ontology annotation, biological process: regulation of DNA-templated transcription. Lineage: Eukaryota; Metazoa; Chordata; Aves; Galliformes; Phasianidae. Bases 5 to 808 code for a protein of 267 amino acids. Gene Ontology annotation, molecular function: sequence-specific double-stranded DNA binding; DNA-binding transcription factor activity, RNA polymerase II-specific. The record is from RefSeq and is a predicted model, not a curated record. The transcript has 2 exons.